Molecule: messenger RNA, 1062 nt
Organism: Betta splendens (Siamese fighting fish)
Lineage: Eukaryota; Metazoa; Chordata; Actinopteri; Anabantiformes; Osphronemidae
Product: intelectin-like
Exons: 6
Coding region: 9-893 (294 amino acids)
Molecular function (GO): oligosaccharide binding
Source: RefSeq, a predicted model, not a curated record
UUGAGCCAAUGCACAAUGUUGCAACAAUAAAUCUAGACCAGCAGAAGAACAGAUUGCGAUAUAUUGCACAAAGUUGUAAAGAGAUCAUGGACAGAUAUAAAGAAAAAGAAGAUGGGUUGUAUUUUCUGACCACUGCUAAUGGCCUGGUCUAUCAGACCUUCUGUGACAUGACCACUGAUGGUGGAGGCUGGACGCUGGUGGCGAGUGUCCAUGAGAACAACUUGUAUGGAAAGUGCUCAGUGGGGGACCGUUGGUCCAGUCAGCAGGGCAACAAUGCUGAGCUGCCAGAUGGAGAGGGGAACUGGUCCAACAGAAACACCUUCGGAUCGGCAGAGAGCGCAACUUCAGAUGACUUUAAGAACCCAGGUUACUAUGACAUAGUAGCCAAGGACAUGUCUGUGUGGCAUGUUCCCAACAAUUCUCCACUGGAGAACUGGAGGAUUGCAGCCAUCCUCCGCUACCACACUGACAACCACUUUCUCAGGCUGUACGAGGGAAACCUACAUCAGCUCUUCAAGCAAUAUCCAGUGAAAUUCAACGUGGGCUCAUGCAGUGAAAGAGGACCAGCUUUCCCCAUAGUGUAUGACCAUGGAGACAAAGACUCCACCAAAGAGUUAUAUGGAAUAAAUCUAAGAGCGGAGUUUGUACCUGGUUUCAUCACAUUCAGACCAAUAAACAAUGAGCGUGCAGCCAUGGCUAUCUGCUCCGGGGUCAAGCCAAUCACAGGAUGCAACACUGAACAUUACUGUAUUGGUGGAGGUGGAUACUUUCCUGAAAACAGUGGACAAUGUGGAGAUUUCACAGCAUUUGACUGGGACAGAUUUGUUGGAAAACCAGGUUGGAGCGCGUCCCCAGAAACGACAGGGGCGGCUGUUUUACUGUUUUACCGCUGAGAGGAUUGUGUGUGCUUUUUUAACAGACUCUACAGCUCUAACCCUACAAAUGCGUGUGUUUUUACUAGAACAGAUGUCAUACAGUAUGACAGUAGGUUUAUUUAUUUCCUAAUUAUUGUACUGCAUAUAGAAAUAAAGCCAGGGGUUGCAUCCACAUUAAAUAGAGACU